UUUCACAGGUUUGAAUAUUUGCUACCAAACCAUAAUCCAUGCUGCAUUGUGCCCAGACCAAUAUUCCCAACAAGAUACAAUCAUACUUUCAGUUUACAGUAUAGAGCAUGAGAUUGAGAUAGGCCCGACCUCGCAGAAUUGUGAGCAUGGACAAGCCCGUGCGUUUGACUGUAAAAGCCAUUAUAUCGGACAUAAUUGGCACCACCACUCCGUUCAACUUCUUGUCGGAGACAAUCCGAAGCUUGAUGCGCCAGCAUUUUUCGUCCAUGCUGGAGAAAUGUUGGGAUGUGGCAGAAGUUCAGCUUUCCCUCAGGUUACUUCUUCAGGAAGCUGACGGCGAUCUGAUCUCACGUGAUUGUGCUACUGUGUCCGGUGUGCUGGAUCGUGGUCUGCAUGCUAGAAUCACUGAGAUAGCUGAGGAUCAGAUGACCAGUGGCAGAGAAGCAGCAGCGCUGAAAACCCUGCAAGGCCACAUUCUGGCAACCUUCUACGAGGAGGGCCUUUUGGAGGGCCUGGUGUAUGAUGAUGUUUUGCCUGCGUUCAAGUCGUGGAAGGAGUCGGGCAUUGGCGUGAUUAUAUAUUCGUCUGGCAGUACGAAAGCACAGAACUUACUAUUCAAGCAUUCCAAUGUUGGCUCCUUGGUGCCGUACAUCGAUGCUUAUUUUGAUACAACAACAGGGAGAAAGACAGAUCCAGCUAGUUACACUGCCAUCUGUAAAGAAAUGGGCUUCGAGCCGCGGUCAGUUGUGUUUAUUGCUGACAUGAUUGGAGAAGUGGAGGCCGCGCAUGCGGCAGGACUACAGACACUCAUUGCCGAUCGGCCUGGCAACCCGUGUCUGGAUCCUGAGCGAUCGAGGUUUGCUCCCAUCAUUCAGUCAUUUGACGUACUUCAGUUGACACUGGAAGAUGAUAACACAACGGAGUAGCGAUCUCUGGUGCCAAAACUGGCCCGCGAACUGUUCGUGUUCUGGCCCUCUGACCCAGCUCUGUCAGGUCUUGCUGAAUAAACAUAACACAGUGGUCAAGAUUAGGUGAGUCGACUGUACAGGCAUCUACCCCGGUGCAAAUGGUGAUCAGCGACGAUUGCAGAAGAUAUCUACCCCAAUCUCCAUGGUGAUCAAUAGUGAUUGCAGAAGGUAUCUACCACAGUGCCCAUGGCGAUCAGCGAUGACCGCACAGAUUUUGGGACUCGGUCAUAGAGCAGGUGCUGCACUCCAUCAAUAGAUGCUGUAUCUUACACUCCACCUGCCUACUUGGUAGCAAGCAGUUUACCGAGGAUACUCAUCCUUCAACACGUACGGUCAGCGUCUCCAGAGAUGAGUAAUGCCCGUUUGAACUGCUCCAGACUGGGCCAUGAAGAGAAGGUGAGAAGUACCGAACCAUUGCCAUCAUCAUUAUCAUCAUCAUCAGAGGUACCAGGCAAUGUGGAACCCUCCAUUGGUCCAUUGAGAAUCGCGUGACCCCUAGUCAUUGGGUCUGUCCGUGCUUCACCACCUUGCUCCUGUUCUCACUCCCCUGCCCACGAGCACUUGGGCUUGCACGCACGCAUGCGUGCACACACACACACACACACACACACACACACACACACACACAUACACACGCGUGCACGCACACAUACACACACACACAUGUACAACACACACACACGCACACACACGCACACACACGCAUACACACACACGCAUGCACCCACACACUCACACACAUGCUCACAUACGCUUCGUUUGCAUUGUCAUCAAUGUUAUUCGGAGUAGCGCUAGUCACAGACUUCUUUUAGUUUUGUAUCUGCAUUAACACUAUAUUCAGUGAACCCAUUUUUCAUACAAUGCCGAAAAACACAUCAAAUUGCUUUCAGCACUGAGUCAAACCAGUGAUAUUCCUAUCUGCUUUGUUUGUUUGAAGUAGAUAUGUCAUUCUGAAGCAUUUAGUCCUGUCUUGGUUUGAAGCCCCGGAUGCUUUUACUGUAUCAGAAUAACUGUGUGUCUGUGCGUUUAUGCAUGCAUAUAUGCGCGCGUCCGCGUGUGUGUGUGUGUGUGUGUGUGUGUGUGUGUGUGUAUGUGUGUAUCUUUCAACCUCUACAUGUAUUUCUCUCUAGCGUUUGAACGAUGGCGUUGUGAAAUGGCUUGUGCUUGUCCUGGCGCGGGCCUGGAUUUCAGAUUUCUUAUCAAUGGAAACCUGCUCAACCCUCCACGGUCACAAUAUCUGCAGUCAUCAAGCCUAAGCCAUGUGGAGUUUGCUGAAGACGCUGCUCUGAUUGCUCCUAUCCGUCCUGCUGCUGCUGCUGUGUUUUAACGGCGAACUUCAUGAAGCAAGACCAAGCUUGUAUGUUGAGCCUAUGGAAUCCUGGUGACGGAACAGCUUCCGCUGCCUGUUGAGGGGAUGGCUAUUGACCAUGCCUUGUUUGUAUACCUUGGCUGCCUGGUGCCUGAUGUCCUGAUGGCAGGAUGGGUGCGCAGGACGAUCAGCGGCUUGCUGCAGCUUCCCUUGCCCUUGGUGCUAUCAGCUGUCUUUAACGACUGGAAUCUAUCCUAGCACAGAACGCAUGUGUUGUAGUGAUCAGCUUCCUUCACCUGCCUCCGCCUGCCUCGAAUCUCCACGUAACCGUUGUUGCCAUAGUAUUCAGUUGUUCCUGUGGGUCGCUUCAAUGGUCUAACAAUGGAUAUUAUCGGUCAAAUCAUAGGUACGGCUAGGCGAUGAACAUUUCCAGCAGAUUUCUUUACCCGCGGCUUCAUUCAUUCUAUACUUGCAGUGAAAUCUUUGCUAUGACCUAGUUUUCUUACCUUGUCUCCCCGCCCCAUUCCCAUUGUUUUUCACAAUGUGCUGAGUCACACGCAUUAAAGAAGGUGCUACCGCCUGUUUGGGCUGUGACUUUUAAUAAAAUUCAACACUGAUAAGAACAACAAUGGUGGACCCAUCA
Sycon ciliatum is the source of this 2920-nucleotide messenger RNA. Its product is annotated as enolase-phosphatase E1-like. NCBI's taxonomy places the organism in Eukaryota, Metazoa, Porifera, Calcarea, Leucosolenida, Sycettidae. Bases 147 to 926 code for a protein of 259 amino acids. The record is from RefSeq and is a predicted model, not a curated record. The transcript has a single exon. Gene Ontology annotation, molecular function: acireductone synthase activity; magnesium ion binding.